AUGUUUGGCUCGUUGCUCCGCCCCUCGUGUUUGUCGUAAACCUGGCGCCUGGCUUGAGUCAAGACAAGAUAAGAGCGCCCAAGGCUCCCCUCCUUCUCCAAGGCGAUCCAUUGGAAAUCUCAGACGGACUCACAAGUACUCUUGUAGGUGUCCUGCAGCAGAGACACAACACUACGGUCGGACUUGUUCCGCGUUCAGCCAAAUUCACCUGCGGGCUAAACCAUGUCCUUGAGCCCAAAGCACUCAACUCCUUUCUCAGUGACAGAUAUUUUAAGCCCGAUCGAGGAGACCUACAGAAAGUUUGGAGGCAUGGACAGUACAGGGAACCUCGCGUCUUCGCUGGGCGCAUACCGACAAACUCAGGUGUCUCAACCGGGCAUCCAGCAGCACGCCAUGUGCCAUAACACCGGGGUGGGGAGCACCUAUCACAUGCCACACAGCGUCUCCCAAUUUUCCAGUGCCAUUGGAGGCUACUGUAAUGGGAGCAUCGGGAAUAUGGGAGACCUCCCGUCUUACCAAGACACAAUGAGAAACGGCGCAGCAGCAACUGCGUGGUAUAGCGCAAACACCGAACCCCGCUACCCAACAAUUUCUAGAUUCAUGGGGGCUACCACUGGGAUGAACAUGACCGGGAUGGGGACAUUGGCAGGGAUGGAUGCCACCAAAUCCAUGGUCACCUUACACUCUGCGCCCAGGAGAAAACGACGGGUGCUCUUCUCUCAGGCCCAGGUGUACGAGUUGGAGAGGCGCUUUAAGCAGCAGAAAUACCUGUCGGCACCCGAGAGAGAACACCUGGCAAGCAUGAUCCACCUGACACCGACCCAGGUAAAAAUUUGGUUUCAGAACCACAGGUACAAAAUGAAACGCCAGGCAAAGGACAAAGCGAACCAGCAGAUUCAACAGGAGAACGGCAGUGUGUGCCCACAGCAACAGUCACCGAGGCGGGUAGCAGUCCCGGUUCUCGUGAAGGAUGGCAAACCCUGCCAGAACGGGUCAAGCAUAACGACGUCUGGGCAACAGCAGGUGCAGCAGCAGCAGAACGUGUCCGGUGGUGCGAUGACGGCAUCGGGAAGUGCGGUGGUUAAUCACCAUAAUCAGCAGGUGAAUAAUCCGUUAUCAUCCGAAGAAUUGGAGGAAAUGUCCCCCAGUUCCCCUAUCCUACACAGCCAGAUAAACAUGGCUCAGACAGACGCGGCUCUCCUCGAGUACACCAAUAACAUGGUCAGUUCAAACCUGCUUUAUGGCAGAACUUGGUAAAAGGGAGAAACCUGCCAUUUUAUAUUUUCAUUCUGGAGAAUACAUCAAGUGGAUUUUAAGACGAACAAAAACAUCGGGAAGGACAGGGGUCGUUGGUGACAUGGACAACAGAAGCACCAUACUUCCUUGACAUUUGAGGUGCAUAGACCACCUAUUUUUAAGAAAGUCGACCGUGCGUGUUUUACUUUUGAAGAGUUUUUGAUAAAAAAUGAGACUCCAAGCACUCGGUGACGGUGGGAAGGGAGUGAAGUUUUAUUUGUUGGAAUUAAAUUCUUUAAGGACACAUUGAGGGUAUCAGGCCAAAGUAUUGUAAUAUUUCGAUGAACGAACCUGAACUGUAUAUAAAGUUAACACAUUUCAUGUGACAGUGAUUGUUUUUAAACGAAAUAUUUGUUCGUUCAUUUUUUGUAAAUUACAAAUGUGAUGGGUGCAUAGCAUACAUAUAUACAAAUCACAAUCCAGUUGAACUAACAAUAAAUUGCUUGACAUGUAA
Oncorhynchus tshawytscha (Chinook salmon) is the source of this 1750-nucleotide messenger RNA. Its product is annotated as homeobox protein Nkx-2.4-like. Gene Ontology annotation, molecular function: RNA polymerase II cis-regulatory region sequence-specific DNA binding; DNA-binding transcription factor activity, RNA polymerase II-specific. Lineage: Eukaryota; Metazoa; Chordata; Actinopteri; Salmoniformes; Salmonidae. The transcript has 2 exons. The record is from RefSeq and is a predicted model, not a curated record. Gene Ontology annotation, cellular component: nucleus. Gene Ontology annotation, biological process: regulation of transcription by RNA polymerase II; cell differentiation. The coding region runs from base 223 to 1257 and encodes 344 amino acids.